AUGCAAUGCAGACCUAUUGUUACUUAUUCAUUAGCCACUGUGUUAGUGUUAUGGAUUUUAUUAGGUGCCAUUACUUUACCUAAUGCAAACCGAUGGUUAAAAGGAUUUGGUUCUUCCAUAGAGCAAGACAGAGUCUCAUUUCGACUAGAUCAACCCUUUGAUAUGCAUCAUGCUAUUGUUGAAAAAGAAAGUCACCAAUCCUAUCAUUAUAAUGUGUUUCCUAUUACCAAUACACCUCAUUUACCAACGCACGGACUUGAUGGUGUUCUUUAUGAUAAGGGAGAUGCCUGUCUACAGACCACGGCUGUACCCAACCUAAACACCAGUUACGCCAAUAUGUCUAAAGUAGCUUUAAUUCAACAAAGUUCAGCAUGUUAUUUAGUAGACAAGAUUCAUCAUGCAGAAAUAGAUGGUGCUUUAGCUGUCAUUGUUUUCCAUAAUGAUCCUAAUGUGUUGCAUUCUUCUUUGGCAGAUAUGGGUGUGAUGCCCAAAAAAGUAAGCAUACCAAGCUAUUACAUUGAUUAUUCUACAGGUGUUGCCCUCCUAAACAACAUAUACAACCUGUCUCAUCAACCUCAACAAGAAGGGUAUAGUCCCUCAAUGGUCCAUGUUCAACUUGUGCCUGGUAAGAAGCCUGUUCUUGACCAUUGGCAAUUUGGACUGGUGAUUGUAGGCAUCAUGCUGUUGACAUGUAUCUUGACAGUGGCCAUGUUACAAUGUCACAUGUGGCGAAUGACAAGAUUAGGUCGUCAUCAACACACAAGUCAUGAAACACUGACAUUAGAAGACCAACAUCAACUUGAAAUGAAUGAAAGCUUUUGGCGAAAUAUCAUGGACGAUAUUCCACCACCACCGCCACCACCACCACCAUUGACUCAAAAGCAACGUUUAGAACAAUCUCUUGUGGAUCUAUUGCCCACACGUACUUUCAAAAAAAAGACAAGUUCUGUUGAAUCCUUGAGUCAUCAUUGUGUGAUUUGUUUAGAUGGGUUUGAACAAGGUCAUGUGUUACGUCGAUUACCUUGUCAACAUGAAUACCAUCGUGAUUGUAUCGAUACUUGGCUUACUCGAAAAAACAAUACAUGUCCACUUUGUCUUCAACGGAUUGAAAUACCUACAGUUCCUGAACAAGCUCAUCCUGCCAUGCCUGAUUUAGUCCAGACAUGGCAACACUUAGAACAAGCAUCUGUACGUCAAUAUCAUUCAAGGUCAUAUAGUAGACCCUAA
Gilbertella persicaria is the source of this 1227-nucleotide messenger RNA. RefSeq lists its product as uncharacterized. Gene Ontology annotation, molecular function: zinc ion binding. The coding region runs from base 1 to 1227 and encodes 408 amino acids. The transcript has 5 exons. The record is from RefSeq and is a predicted model, not a curated record. NCBI's taxonomy places the organism in Eukaryota, Fungi, Mucoromycota, Mucoromycetes, Mucorales, Choanephoraceae.